Messenger RNA from Merops nubicus (carmine bee-eater), 1681 nucleotides. RefSeq names its product syncoilin, intermediate filament protein (gene SYNC). The record is from RefSeq and is a predicted model, not a curated record. The transcript has 2 exons. The annotation marks the transcript as partial. Lineage: Eukaryota; Metazoa; Chordata; Aves; Coraciiformes; Meropidae. Gene Ontology annotation, cellular component: intermediate filament.
GGACCUGAUGGCAGAGCCCGAGCCCCCUCCAGAGCUGCAGCUGGAUGAAGCCGGAGCAUCCUCAGCCCCACAGGGAGAGGCUGCGGCUGCUGCUCCACUCCCAGACCCUUCCCACAGCCCUUCAGACCCAGCGGUGGGUGUGGGGGUGACACCCCUGCAUGGGGGCACCCCAGACACCUGCCAGGAGCUGCAGACAGAGAGUGGAGAUGCUUCCUUGGAGCUAAACAUGCCAGGGCCCCAGCUGGUUGAGGAUGCAGCCAGGGCCAGGAUCCUGCUGGAUGUGGAUGUGGCAGGAGUCCCGCUGGAUGUGGAUGCAGGUGGAGAAGGGAUCCCGCUGGAUGUGGAUGCAGAUGGAGAAGGGAUCCCACUGGAUGUGGAUGUAGGUGGAGAAGGGAUCCCGCUGGUCCGGCUGGAUGUGGAUGCAGGUGGAGAAGGGAUCCCACUGGAUGUGGAUGCAGGUGGAGAAGGGAUCCCACUGGAUGUAGAUGCAGCAGGCAUCCCGCUGGACGUGGAUGCAAGUGGGACAGGGAUCCCACUGGACAUGGAUACAGACAGAGGAGGGGUCCCGCUGCAUGCGGAGGCAGGUGGGAUGGGGAUCCCAGUGGAUGUGGAUGCAGAUGGAGCAGGGAUCCCGCUGGCCAUGGACACGGGUGGGGCAGGGAUCCCAGCUGAUGGGGACACAGACGGGGCAGGGAUCCUGCAGGACAUGGACGCAGAGGGGGCAGGCAGCCCCAUGGACGCGGCGGGCGUGGAGCAUCAGUGCCUGACCCUCGAGGAGCUGGGGGAUUACUUCCAGGAGUGCAUCGAAGCCGUCGAGCAGCUGGAGAAAGAGAGAGACAACCUGAUCACGGAGCUCUCCCAGCUCCGGGAGCCGGCGCUGCAGGAGAUCCGCCACGCCCACGAGGAGAUCCAGGCAGCCUGCCGGCUGCUGGCCAAGGUGGAGCUGGAGAGGGACAACCUGAGGGAUGAGAUCCGGCAGAUCAAGCAGAAGCUGUUCAAGGUGACGAAGGAGUGUGUGGCUUGCCAGUACCAGCUGGAGAGCCGGCGACACGACCUCUCCCAGCACGCCGCUUACCGGGGCGAGCUGGAGACCCAGGCUGGGCAGCUCUCCGGAGAACUGUCCCGGCUGAAGGAGACCUGCGAGAAGGAGAAGGAGGUUUUGAGGCAACGGCUGGAGGCUCCCCCCUGUCGGCAGGAUAACCUGUACCUGCAGGAGAGCCGCCGGCUCUCCAUGGAGUUCGAGAGCUUCGUGGCGGAGAGCCGGCGGGGGCUGGAGGAGCACUACGAGCCCCAGCUCCUGCGGCUGCUGGAGAGACGUGAGGCGGGGGCCAAGGCCCUGCAGGAGAUGCAGGGGGAGAUCCAGGGGCUGAAGGAAGCCCUGAGGCCCUUGCAGGGGGAGGUCAGCCGGCUGAGGCUGCAGAACCGGAGCCUGGAGGAGCAGAUCGUCCUGGUCAAGCAGAAGCGGGAUGAGGAGGUCGGGCAGUACCGGGAACAGGUUGAGGAGCUGGAAGACAGGCUGAAGGAGCUGAAGAACGGGGUCCAGCUCCAGCAGCGCAAGAAUCAGGAACUGGAGGAGCUGAGGACCAGCCUCCACAGGGAGCUCUCCAUCUACAAGUCAGUUUGUGUCCCAUCCCUGUGGUGCAGAGGGGCUGGGGAGGGGCUGGGAGGAGGAGGAUGGUGA